AACAAUGGCUCGUCGUAAUGCUCGCAACCGUCAGCCUACUCCGUCUCCACCUCCGUCCCCAUACCCAUCUCCACCUCACCAGCAGGCUCCCAAUCCAGCUGGGACUCAUCUCAACAUUGUGAUUCAGUUUCGCCAGUUGACCCUGCUGAUUUUCACCGGGGUGGAAGGGCCCGAAGCCGUGGCGGAGUGGAUCCGUCAGUUAGAGCAGAAUUUUGAUUUGUUGCAGUGCACCGAUGCCCAGAAGGUCGUCUGUGGCCGCUAUAUGCUGAAGGGCGAUGCCGCCCUAUGGUGGUUCGGCUAUUGGAGGUUGAGGCAGGCAGAGUUUAAUGCCCUGACUUGGAAUCGCAUGAAGGAGGUGAUCAUGGAGAAAUAUUAUCCUCAGAGCUAUCGCAUGAGGAUGGAGCGUGCUUUCUGGGAUCUUACUCAGGGGACUGGUACCGUUGAGGAGUACGAGCAGGAGUUCACCCGCAUGAGUUCCUUUGCUCCACAUAUGGUGGACACUGACCUGAAGAAGGCCCACAAGUUCCGAGAUGGACUGAAUCGAACUCUCCGUAUGCAUGUUGCUAGCCAGGGAAAUCUUUCAUUUUUUGAGACCGUUAUCCGAGCCGUCCAGCUUGAGAGUUAUCAGACUCUCGAUGCUUCCGUCCCUUCUGCUCAGCUAGUUCAGCCUAUUUCCUCUGCACCACCCGACUCUAGUUCGGGUAAGAUAAAGUUUGGUUCCCGCCGGGAUAACCGGAAGGGAAAGCGUGGGGCACCAGACCGCCGUGACAUUCCACCAGCUGCCCAUGGUCAGAACACGAAAUGCCCUAAGUGUGGCCGCUAUCAUCAUGGAGAUUGUCGUUUCACCCAGAAGAGGGCUGGGGGUCAGUCUCGAGUCUAUACCCUUGCUCAUGACGAGGCAACCAACAAUGCAGGUACCAUGUCUGGCAUGAUUUCUUUAUCCAAUGUGCCCAUCUUUGCGUUAUGUGACACUGGAGCUACUCAUUCCUUUAUCUCCUCUCGAUGCUUGGAUGCCCUGUCUAUUGAUAAUGUAUGCAACUGUGACCCUCUCGAGGUUAGUCUAGCCUCGGGAAAGAUUAUUAUUUCUGAUUCUAUGAUUUCUCGUCUUCCAGUCAGUAUUGGUGCGCGUGUUUUGGAGGCCGAUUGUUAUGUUAUUGAAAUGUGGGACUUCGAUGUGAUCUUAGGCAUGGAUUGGCUCACUCGCUAUCGAGCCGAUAUCCGGUGCCAGGAGCGCGAAGUCAGUCUCUUCCCCGUUUCUGAUCAGCCUGUUAUUUUCAAUGGGGUGAAGUCGAGGACUGUGU
Messenger RNA from Striga hermonthica, 1301 nucleotides. Lineage: Eukaryota; Viridiplantae; Streptophyta; Magnoliopsida; Lamiales; Orobanchaceae. The record is from the annotation of a GenBank genome assembly.